UGUUUCCUUGCUACCCCACUCCAUGCAACCUUCUUUCUCCCAUCACCAAAACCUGAGUAUCUAUAACUCCAUCUUUUAACUUUAAUCCACACAUAAAUUAACUCAUCCCACACACAUUCUUCAAAAACAAAACCCACCAUGACUGAUAGGGUUCACCCUUCGGCCAAAACCACCGCCAACGCCGGCCCCAAGCCGACAUUCCCCGCUACGAAAUCCCAGCUUUCCGGCGCCAACCGCCCCACCUACCGCCCCCAACCGCAGCACCACCGCCGCCGCCGUAGUCGCGGAUGUGCCUCCACCCUCUGCUGCUGGCUCCUCCUGAUCCUCCUCUUCCUCCUCCUCCUCGUCGGUGCCGCCGGCACCGUCCUCUACUUUCUCUACCGUCCCCAACGACCCACAUUCUCCGUCACCUCCCUAAAACUCUCUUCCUUCAACCUCACCACUCCCUCCACCAUCAGCGCCAAGUUUGACCUCACUCUCUCAACAACUAACCCUAACGACAAAAUCAUCUUCUCCUACGACCCUACCUCCGUAUCCCUUCUCUACGGCGACACCGCCGUCGCCAGCACCACCAUCCCCUCCUUCCUCCACCGCCAAAGGAACACCACCGUGCUCCAGGCUUAUGUUACUAGCACUGAGGAAGUGGUGGAUAGUGACGCCGCGAUGGAGCUGAAGAGGAGCAUGAAGAGGAAGAGUCAGCUGGUGGCGCUGAAGGUGGAGCUGGAGACCAAGGUGGAGGCCCAGAUGGGCGUGUUCCAGACGCCUCGAGUCGGGAUCAAGGUUCUGUGCGACGGCGUCGCCGUAUCUCUCCCCGACGAUGAGAAACCGGCGACGGCGUCGGCUGAGAAUACGGCGUGCCAGGUGGAUGUGAGGUUUAAGGUCUGGAAAUGGACCGUUGGAUGAUCAGAAGCUUUUAGACAUGCACACGUUUGAUAUUAUAUAUGUUGUGGUUCUUGUGUUUCUUUUUUCUUUUACAUUUUUUUUUUCAUUCUCAUUUGGCAUAUUUUUCUGAAAUUUGUUUACAAUUAAUUGCAUGCUUGUAAUUUGUAAAUGUUACUUCGCGGCAAGGAGCAUGAAUCAGAUUCAAGCUUUAGCGGGACACAAGCGGUGAAUUGUGUCACACACCCUUUUAAAUUUAUUUUAUUUUAAUAUCAUGGCCAUGCUAAUAAUGAAGUUCAUAUAGUGUACACGGACCCUUUAAGUCUUAUUCUUUUCUUUUUCCUACAAAUGAUGUAGAAUUGUACUCGUAAUACCAUUUUUAAUCUUUUUUUUAUGUGCACAUAAAUUACAAUCAUGGUUGGAGUCUGGA
Molecule: messenger RNA, 1309 nt
Organism: Glycine soja
Lineage: Eukaryota; Viridiplantae; Streptophyta; Magnoliopsida; Fabales; Fabaceae
Product: NDR1/HIN1-like protein 13
Exons: 1
Coding region: 139-903 (254 amino acids)
Cellular component (GO): plasma membrane
Source: RefSeq, a predicted model, not a curated record